Molecule: messenger RNA, 1611 nt
Organism: Cutaneotrichosporon cavernicola
Lineage: Eukaryota; Fungi; Basidiomycota; Tremellomycetes; Trichosporonales; Trichosporonaceae
Exons: 4
Coding region: 1-1611 (536 amino acids)
Biological process (GO): plasma membrane lactate transport
Molecular function (GO): secondary active monocarboxylate transmembrane transporter activity
Source: RefSeq, a predicted model, not a curated record
AUGGACGGUAGGCCCAGCACCGACCACCCCGACUCGAAAUCGUUACAUGACAACCAUGACGAGGAGCGUGUCCACGGGUACAGCAUCCGUGCCCAGCUCGAGGGCUGGCACGCCAACCGCGGGUCCAAGUCUAUUGCCCGUGCAAUGAUUCCUCCCUGGUGUCCCGAGAAGGACCAGCCGACCGAGCUCAACCCCUUCAAGUUCCUGCGCCAGCUCACCUGGCUCAACUGGGCCAUGUUCUUUUGCGGAUGGUGGGCCUGGACGUGUGACGGGUUCGAUUACUUUGCUGUGUCGGUCACGUUGACCGAGAUGGGUAAAGAGUUUGGCAAGACGGACGCGCAGAUGAGUUUCGCCAUUACGCUCACUCUUCUUUUCCGUUCGCUUGGCGCUUUGAUCUUUGGUGUCCUUGCCGACCGCUUCGGACGCAAGUGGACACUCGUGGCCAACAUGCUCAUCAUCGCCGUGUUCCAACUCGGCUCGGGCUUUGUGACGAAUUAUCAACAAUUCCUCGGAGUUCGCGCCAUCUUCGGUAUUGCCAUGGGCGGAGUUUGGGGCCAGGCAGCCGCCACAUCUCUCGAAAACGUCCCCGCCGCCUCUCGUGGUUUCUUCUCUGGCGUCGUCCAACAGGGUUAUACAAUCGGAUACCUUUUAGCCGCGGUCAUCAACAUGACUGUUGGAUCCUACAGCCGGCCGGGGUGGCGUUCUCUCUACUUUAUCGGCGCGGGCUUCUCGGUCGCCUCGGCUCUUUUCAGGAUGUGUCUUCCCGAGUCGGCCCAAUUCAUUCGCGCACGUCAACAGCAACAAGACUCAGGAGUCCAGCUCAGUGGCCGUGACGCCGCCCGCCACUUCUUCCGUGAAGUCGGUCACAUGCUGCGCUCCAACUGGAUCCGUUGCAUUUGGGCUAUCUGCAUCAUGACUGGAAUGAACUUUUUCUCGCACGGUUCCCAGGAUCUCUACCCCACCUACCUCACCAAGACUAAGGGCCUCAGCAAACAUAAUGAGAGUGUGGCAGUUAUCAUCUCAAACUGUGGCGCUAUUGUUGGCGGCUUAUUUGGCGGAUACAUCUCGCAGAUCAUCGGCCGUCGCUGGACAAUCAUCGGCCUGUGUCUCUGGACAGCCUGUUGGAUCCCCCUCUGGAUCAUUCCCAAGAGCUUUGGUGGUCUCGCUGCCGGCGGUUUCUUCGUCCAGUCCGGCGUCCAGGGCGCUUGGGGUGUCAUUCCCAUCUACCUGUCGGAAGUAUCGCCGCCGGCCUUCCGUGCAUCCUUCGCUGGUCUCGCUUACCAGCUCGGUAACAUGGCGUCUUCGGCGGCAGCCCAGAUCGAGGCGGAUGCCGGCCAGACCCUCCGCACCGUCAUCAACGGCCAGAACCUCCCGGACUACGCUACCAUCUUUGGGAUCCUCCUCGGCGUCAUUAUUGGUUGGCUCAUCAUCUGGACCUUCCUCGGUCCAGACGCUGACGGAGCCCUGUUCGAGGAGGCCAAGGUCGCGACCCAGGCUGGCGCUGGUGACACCGUUGCGGGCGAGAGCACACUCCGCCGUCCGAGUGUUGCCGCCCGCGAGUUCAACGACAAGUCUACGCGGGAGCACGUUGAGCGCACGGAGAUUGUCUAG